GUAAAAAUGGCGGACAAACAUAAUUUCCCGCGAGCAGCCUCCCCAAUCCUUAAUAUUUCUUCAGCUUGAAGUCAAACAGUAUUUUUUAAUUUUCGUUUCUUCGAUUUUUCUACACUAUGACCGCAUUGAAUUUGGGAAGAAGUGCUUCAAAAAGGAAGAAAGAUGCCAAAAAAGAGUUUAAAGUCGAUUGGAGCGGCCACGGUGAGUAUAUGCAAGUAAAGGUACAGAAACUAGAUGUUCAGUUCAAAGAGGAUGUUGGUCCAAAAGGACGCCAAGAUGUCAAUGUACCUAAGAUCUUUGAGAAAGUAGUUAUUCACAUCAAUGGAUACACAGAGCCAUCAGCAGAUGAAUUGCGACGCCUGGUAUACUCAUAUGGUGGAAGUUGUCAACAAUACUACACAAAGCGUUCAGUGACACAUAUCAUUGCAACAAACCUACCAAACAGCAAAAUCCAAGAGAUAAGAGAUGAACUAGUAGUGCAUCCAUCUUGGAUUUUGGACAGCAUAAAAGCAGUCAGAUUGCUUCCUGUUAAUGACUAUCUUCUUUAUCAACCACGCCAAGCUGCACAGAAGGUUUUGAAUUUUACUUCCAAACUAUCAUCAACUGUGACAUCUUCCACACUCUCUUCUGCUGAGGGAAGGGGACACACAACAGUUACAUCAAGGGAGGGUAGAUCAAUGGCAGAAAAGUCAUCUUCAUGUACCUCUGUACCACAAUACACAAGAACACCUGAGGAAGUAGAGUUGCAACACCAAGAUAUUUGUAAUGAUAAAGAUAAAAGAACUGGUAUUACUGGUAAUGACUCAAUUAAUAGGAGGACAGAUAUGUCAACCGAGACUUAUGAAGUCAAAAUCAGUAGUGAAAUCAAUAGUAAAGAAGAAGAAAGAUUCAAGAUGAAUUAUGAUGGAGACAAAGGUGAUGUUUCUUUGCAAGACACUGUAGAGACAACAACCUCUAAAAAUAACACUGAAGAUUCCAUAUUGUUCAAGAAACCGAUCAGCUUACCCAGAGCUGGUGAUGCAAACUUUGUAUCAGAAUUCUACAAUAAUUCCAGACUGCAUUACCUUUCGACGUGGGGAGCAGAAUUCAAGAAAUACACAAGUGAUCUUAUCAAGUCUGGUGCAGCCAAGGGGUGGAAGUGUAGAGGGAGUGGCCGGGUAGGGCCACAUGGCCGUGUUAUUAUGCAUAUUGAUAUGGAUUCAUUCUUUGUUUCUGUAACGUUGAGAGACCAGCCUCAUCUCCGAGGCAAACCCAUUGCUGUGUGUCAUGCUGGGAAGAGCACUUCAUCAGCUGAACAAGCAUCCGCUGGUAACCCACAAAUUUCACCAAUGAAACCGGCAUCAUUCUUCAACUCCAUGUCAGAGAUCGCUUCCUGUAGCUACGAGGCAAGGGCCGUUGGAGUACGUAAUGGCAUGUUCCUAGGCCCUGCUCGUAAACUCUGCCCUGAUAUCCACUGUGUUCCAUACCAGUUUAAUGAAUACCGCAAAGUGUCCCAAAGGCUUUAUGAUAUUUUGGUAACCUAUAGUCAUGAAAUAGAGGCUGUGAGCUGUGAUGAGGCUUACAUUGACGUGUCAGAGGUCAUGGAAGCGGAUGAAACACCAACACAGCUCGCAGAGAAGAUUCGCGGUGAGAUCAAGGAAGCCACCGGCUGUACAGCAUCUGUUGGUGUCUCAUUUAAUAUUCUUCUGGCCAGAAUGUGCACCAGAGUGGCUAAACCUGAUGGAUGUUAUUACCUAUCACCUUCUGAUGACGUCAAUACUUUUAUGGGCUCCCAGAAAGUUGAAGACCUCCCAGGAGUUGGAUGGAGUAUGAGAGACAAGCUGCGAACUUUGGGAGUUGAAACAUGCUUUGACUUACAGAAGCACUGUUGUCAAACAUUACAGCGCGAGUUCGGACCCAAGACCGGUCUUGUUUUAUACCAAUCAUGCCGUGGUGUUGAUGACAGAACUCUUAAAACUGAGCGAGAGAGAAAGUCUGUGUCAGCAGAGAUCAAUUAUGGAAUCCGCUUCACAAAGGAAAGUGAGGUGGAAUCAUUUGUUAAUGAACUUGCCGAAGAAGUACAAAAAAGACUUCAGUCGCUUGGCAUGAAGGGCAAGUGUAUAACCCUGAAGAUGAAGGUACGCAAAGCGGGAGCGCCGACUCCAAGAAAGUUCAUGGGUCAUGGAAUCUGUGAUAACAUCGCUCGGUCUUGCACUUUACCUACUGUCACGGAUGAGGCGCAAGUCAUAGCCAAACAAUGUCACGCACUCCUAAAACAACUGAGUGUCACGCCAGAGGACAUGCGGGGCAUGGGAAUUCAAGUGAGCAAGUUGAACGACAAAAAGGCUGGUACUUCCAAUAAGAACACAAGAUCGCUCUUUGAUUUUAUGAAACCUCAAUCGAGUGACAAUGAAGAUGUUACUGAACCCUCUGCUUCUGAAAGAGCACCUGAAAACAAAGGAGAAAAUCACUUUAGGUCACCAGCAGAAAGCCCUGUGCGGGAAAGAGGCGACACUGCGUUGACACUUCCACCUUUACCAAAAUUCUCGCCCCAGAUCGCUCUGCAAGCUCGGAAUUCUAGGUCAGAGAAAAGGCCGGGCGACUUGGGAGAGAGCCUAUACUUGCCCUCUCCGUCACAGAUUGAUCCGACAGUACUCGAGGCUUUACCUGAAGACAUUCGGAGGAGUAUCGAGAAAUCAUAUGCUGCAAGAAAUAAGAAAAUUCCUGCGGCCAAAACAGGAAGGCAAGAGGAAGAUGAGACCACGCCGAGACAAAUCCCUCAAAAGAAUAGUAUUAAAAACAAGAAGGGCAAGGCAGCCUCAAAACCCUUUCGGAUUCUAUUUGAAGACAAUCAUUUGCCAGAAGAAGGGGCCCAAAGAGCUUCAGAUUUGUUGCCCUCCCCAUCACAAAUUGAUCCGGAAUUUCUCGCAGCACUUCCUGAAGACGUAAGACAGGAAAUAGAACAGGCUUGUAAACAAAAAAACUUCCUUGGUGCUCCUUCUAACGUCCAAGAGGGACGCCUUGGUGAUCAUUUCUCAGAUUUUGCAUCUGAACAUAAAACAGAAAGGACUUUUACGACAAGACUUCAAGCAGAGGAUGUAAACAAUACAAGAAAAAGUCAGAUCAUCGCUCCACCUAAACAGGCGCGUUUGGGAGAGGCUGUUACCCUUUGUGAUGUAAAGAAAGUAAUUACAGACUGGACUUCCGCUUAUGAAGCUCCUUUAGAAGAAGAUGUUGAAGUGUUUAGUGAGUAUUUGUUACAGCUUAUUGGAAUGAAAAACUUAGAGCAGUUAUGGAAAGUGUUAAAAUUUCUCGACAGGAGAAUCGAAGGACGUGAAGAUUGGAAAAAUAUGUGUUGCUCCGUUUUAGAGCAAGUUCAGCACCACCUCCAGCAAAAAUACUCAAGCAAGUUAUCUGUUAAGUCGCUGAAAUUCUGCAGCUCAUGAGUUCGCUAAUGUUUCAUUUCACUUUACAUGUGUAUCGUAAGUGACGUCAACAAAAAUUUUUAAAUGAAAGCCGAAGGAAA
Pocillopora damicornis (cauliflower coral) is the source of this 3505-nucleotide messenger RNA. Its product is annotated as translesion synthesis protein REV1. Gene Ontology annotation, biological process: error-prone translesion synthesis; error-free translesion synthesis. NCBI's taxonomy places the organism in Eukaryota, Metazoa, Cnidaria, Anthozoa, Scleractinia, Pocilloporidae. Gene Ontology annotation, molecular function: DNA-directed DNA polymerase activity; damaged DNA binding; deoxycytidyl transferase activity. Gene Ontology annotation, cellular component: nucleus. The record is from RefSeq and is a predicted model, not a curated record.